Molecule: messenger RNA, 1129 nt
Organism: Chinchilla lanigera (long-tailed chinchilla)
Lineage: Eukaryota; Metazoa; Chordata; Mammalia; Rodentia; Chinchillidae
Gene: Lsm1
Product: LSM1 homolog, mRNA degradation associated
Exons: 4
Coding region: 419-820 (133 amino acids)
Biological process (GO): deadenylation-dependent decapping of nuclear-transcribed mRNA
Cellular component (GO): P-body; Lsm1-7-Pat1 complex
Molecular function (GO): RNA cap binding
Source: RefSeq, a predicted model, not a curated record
GCCCGGACCCGCCCCUCCCGCCACCGAGCCGGGAGAGUUGAGAGACCGCUACCCGAGUAUCUAGGGCUUCGGAAGAGGACAGUGAGAGAAAGGGACCGUGCUCCUUAAACGGGAACACACAUUUCCUAGUAUUUAUCCAAUCUACAUUCCUCCUCAGCGCUUAUCAGGGUUGGUAGGACUGUGUACCCGGAUGCAUGACUGGCCCUCCUUUUCCGGGGGACGGACAUGCGGAAACCGGAAGUAGGUGGGGGAAUAUGAAGGCGCUUCCGGCAGGCCUGGGCCGCGGCGCGCUGGGACUAACGUGCUGGUCUGGGUCUGGGUUCUGGUCCCGGUCCCGCCAAGGUGGCGACUGCGCCAAGGAGGUGUCAGAGGCUCUGGCCCACCUCCGCUAUCCAUUGCAGCCUCAUCUAAGUGCAAAAUGAAUUAUAUGCCCGGCACCGCCAGCCUCAUCGAGGACAUCGACAAAAAACAUUUGGUCCUGCUUCGAGAUGGAAGAACACUUAUAGGCUUUUUAAGAAGCAUUGAUCAAUUUGCUAACUUAGUGCUACAUCAAACUGUGGAACGUAUUCAUGUGGGCAAAAAAUACGGUGAUAUUCCUCGAGGGAUUUUUGUGGUCAGAGGAGAAAAUGUGGUCCUACUAGGAGAAAUAGACUUGGAGAAGGAGAGUGACACACCCCUCCAGCAAGUGUCCAUUGAGGAGAUCUUGGAAGAGCAGAGGGUGGAACAGCAGACCAGGCUGGAAGCAGAGAGGCUGAAGGUCCAGGCGCUGAAGGAUCGGGGCCUCUCCAUUCCUCGGGCAGACACUCUGGAUGAGUAUUAAGCGCUGGAGAGUAGGGGCUGUCAUGGAAAGAAGGUGAUCUCCUGGUUGCCUUCAUAUUUGACCAGAGAAUUAGUUUAGUCAUUUUUAUUUUUAAUGCUCUCACAUGUGCAACAUGAAGAUAUACGUGGGAUUUUGUUUUGUUGUUUGAAAUAACAAAAUCAUUGUUUAAAGGGACAGUGGCAUGGACUCCAUGCACACAUCACCGUGGAGCCAGCAUCGCGCCUUUGUAUUGCUUUUCUUAUCCCCAGUUAGAGUUUACAGAGGACAGUCUUCGUUUUCUUGUAAAUAAAAUAUGAAGCUCAAAACCAU